Penicillium subrubescens is the source of this 2063-nucleotide messenger RNA. RefSeq lists its product as uncharacterized. Gene Ontology annotation, cellular component: membrane; Golgi apparatus. Lineage: Eukaryota; Fungi; Ascomycota; Eurotiomycetes; Eurotiales; Aspergillaceae. The transcript has 7 exons. The record is from RefSeq and is a predicted model, not a curated record. Gene Ontology annotation, biological process: retrograde transport, endosome to Golgi. The coding region runs from base 141 to 1739 and encodes 532 amino acids.
GGACGAGCUUCGGUGGAUCUGCCCUGAAAGACACCCUUCCCUUUCAAACUAUCAUUCGGCGCAUAUUGGAUGCGGCGUGGUCUUGAAUAGCUCUCUUCUCCGAAUUCUGGAGCCUUGCUUGCUUCUUUAUUACGGUCGCGAUGAAGGGCUGGCUCCGGACACUCGGCCUUACGGCCCUACUUGCAGGCUCCGUCCUUGCUAAUGAUGUGGAAAUUAAAUCCGACGAGGCGCACCGACAACGAUGCUCAGGGAUGUAUAGUCGGAAGGCAUGGGGCGGAAGUGUCGACCCCUUUAUCUUGGUCAAAUUCUCCAAAGCCGAGAACCAGGAGGGAGAUCCUCUCGCGAGUUUGGUGAUCUUUGAAUGGAAUGACGAAGAAUUGAUUGGCCAGUACCGAUCUGAUGAUGCUGAAAUGAAGGAUACCAUUUGCGACGAGGCGGCCGUGGACGCGAAGCUUUGCGCACAAGAAGAUGUGGGCUCUUUCAUUCUUACCAAAAACGCUACCGAUGCCUCUCAAAGCCCGAUUAUCUCCAAAGCCAUCCACCUGGACAACCCGGAUGCCAUCAAGUACCCGGUGAAAAAGACUGGUUUCUACUGCGUCAGCACCUACGCAUACUCUGGGGAGGAUUAUAAUGCGGUGGUUACUUUCCGUAACUCGUACGGCGAGCUUCCCGCUGCACAAAUCGCUAAGCUACCAUUCUACGGGGCUCUGACGAUUGUGUAUGCUGUUGUUGGAAUGUUCUGGGCAUUCCUAUAUGUUCAAAACCGCCACGAUAUUCUGCCUGUUCAGAACUACAUUACUGCGAUCCUUGUGUUCUUGAUUGUUGAGCAGCUGAUGACCUGGGGCUUCUAUGAUUAUCAAAACCGACAUGGGUUGAACACCAUGGCUAAGGCAUUGAUGAUUAUUGUUGCCAUUCUCAAUGCUGGCCGUAAUGCCUUUUCCUUCUUCCUGCUUCUCAUUGUAUGCAUGGGAUACGGUGUGGUCAAGCCUUCUCUGGGUCGGACUAUGGUCUAUGUCCGUAUUCUGGCCAUUGCCCACUUCAUUUUUGCCAUGGUCUACUCGAUCGCUAGUUUGUCCAUCACCCCCGAAGGUGCCGGUCCGAUGGUUCUCCUGAUCGUUCUGCCUCUGGCUGGUACCUUGACGGCGUUCUAUGUUUGGACAUUGAACUCGCUCAACGCCACCAUGAAGGACCUCAUCGAUCGUAAGCAGAAGACCAAGGCGAUGAUGUACAAGAAGCUGUGGUGGUGUAUCCUCGGUAGCAUCAUUGUCAUCUUCGGCUUCUUCUUCAUCAACUCCUUUGCGUUCGCUGGCCGCAGUGAGGCCAGCUUUGUCCCGGAGCAUUGGAAGACGCGCUGGUUCGUGCUAGAUGGCUGGCUCAACCUCGUCUACCUUUUCGACAUCGCGUUUGUUGCUUACCUCUGGCGACCAACCGCGAACAACCGACGCUUCGCCAUGAGUGACGAGCUCGCGCAAGAUGACGACGGUUUCGAGAUUCGCUCUUUCGGCAGUGGUCUUGACGAGGAGGAUCCCUUGGAUGCUCCUCCCGAGUACCCUGGCAGCUCCGCUGCCAUGGGCCGUCGCGAUUUGUCGCCCGUGCCCCCCAAGCCAGUCUCGGCGUCAAACCGGCGCGCCUCCCUCGAUGAGGAGACAAUCUUCGCCGUUGGCGAGGAUGGAGACAAAUGGUCGGAUGCUGACGAAUCUCCUCGUAACUCUAGCGAAAGACAGAGACUAACCCAGUAGAAUGGAUCAUGACUCGGAUUGUCUUGGGCUAGCAACCUGUCUUCAUCGACUGGGGCCAAUCGAGCAUUUCCUGGGAAAAUUGUCACCUGCCCAGGGCCUAACUCGAGUUUCAUGCAUGUCACGGCGUUGGUUUCCCUUUCUUUUUUGUUUGUGUGAUGGGAAUUUGAUACACCUGGAUCGACCUGGCUUGGCUUGUAUGUUGACCCCUCGAAAUAUACUUGGAAUAGCUUGUUGCAGUGAGAUGAUUCGCCUAGCUGCUGAAAUCAAAUAGUCCUUGACAGCCUGUACAAAUAUCAAUGUUUGGAAAUUUAGAUGCACACAAGA